Caretta caretta (loggerhead turtle) is the source of this 4311-nucleotide messenger RNA. It is a transcript of the gene TADA3, whose product is annotated as transcriptional adaptor 3. Gene Ontology annotation, cellular component: SAGA complex. Gene Ontology annotation, biological process: regulation of transcription by RNA polymerase II. Gene Ontology annotation, molecular function: transcription coactivator activity. The record is from RefSeq and is a predicted model, not a curated record. NCBI's taxonomy places the organism in Eukaryota, Metazoa, Chordata, Testudines, Cheloniidae.
GCCCCCCAUUGCCCGGUGCCCCCCCCAUACCCUGGCACCCCCUGGGCCCCCAUACCCUGGUGCCUCCACUUCCAGGCACCCCCAUAGGCCAGCGCCCCCUGGCCCCCAUACCCUGGUGCUCCCCCCUAGCCCGGCGCCCCCAAACCCCAGCGCCUGGCGCGCUCGCGGCUGGGCGAUGAGCGAGCUCAAGGACUGCCCACUGCAGUUCCACGACUUCAAGUCGGUGGAUCACCUGAAGGUUUGCCCGCGUUACACGGCCGUGCUGGCCCGCUCUGAGGACGAUGGCAUCGGCAUCGAGGAGCUCGACACGCUACAGCUGGAACUGGAGACGCUGCUGUCCUCAGCCAGCCGCAGGCUGCGGGUGCUGGAGGCAGAGACGCAGAUUUUGACAGACUGGCAGGACAAGAAGGGGGACAGGCGGUUCCUGAAGCUGGGCAAAGAGCACGAACUGGGCACCCCAGUUAAACACGGAAAGCCUAAGAAGCAGAAACUAGAGGGGAAGGGUGGCCAUGGCACAGGGCCCGGCCCUGGGCGGCCCAAAUCCAAGAACCUUCAGCCCAAGAUCCAAGAAUAUGAGUUUCCAGACGACCCAGUUGACAUGCCUCGGAUCCCCAAAAAUGAUGCCCCAAACAGGUUCUGGGCUUCGGUGGAGCCCUACUGUGCUGACCUCACCAGUGAGGAGGUGCGAACCCUGGAGGAGCUGCUCAAACCCCCGGAGGAUGAGGCUGAGCACUACAAGAUCCCACCUCUGGGGAAGCAUUACUCUGUGCGCUGGGCCCAGGAGGACCUGCUGGAAGAGCAGAAGGAUGGCACCCGGGCAGCAGCGGCUGCUGACAAGAAGAAAGGCAUCCUGGGACCACUAACGGAGCUGGACACAAAAGAUGUGGAUGCACUGCUGAAGAAGUCAGAGUCCCAGCAGGAGCAGCCCGAGGACGGCUGCCCGUUUGGGCCCUUGACGCAGCGCCUCCUGCAGGCACUUGUAGAGGAGAACAUCAUCUCGCCCAUUGAGGACUCCCCGAUCCCAGAGCUGGUGGGCAAAGACUCGGGAGCUGACGGUGCCGGUACUUCACCCCGCAGCCAGAACAAACCCUUCAGCGUCCCCCACACCAAGUCCCUGGAGGGGCGGCUCAAGGAGGAGCUGAUUGCCCAAGGCCUGCUGGAGUCCGAGGACCGCCCCCCCGAGGACUCGGAGGAUGAGGUCCUGGCAGAGCUGCGCAAGAGGCAGGCCGAGCUCAAGGCGCUCAGUGCUCACAACCGGGCCAAGAAGCAGGAGCUGCUCAGGCUGGCCAAGGAUGAGCUACACAGGCAGGUUCUGCGGCAACGUGUACGCGUGGCUGACAAUGAGGUCAUGGACGCCUUCCGCAAGAUCAUGGCGGCACGCCAGAAGAAGCGCACGCCCACCAAGAAGGAGAAGGACCAGGCCUGGAAGACCCUGAAGGAGCGCGAGAGCAUCCUCAAGCUCCUGGAUGGCUAAUGGGGAAGUGCCUCAGCCUGCCCUGUCUCUCCAGACUGCCUGCACAGACCGCUCCUCGCCGGGGACAGGGAGGCUCCGACCCCGGGCCUUAGCAGUGACUUCCCUGGCCUUGUCUCAGUGGGGCUGGGCACAGGCUCACUCUGUCUGCCUGGGGCCAGGCUGGAGGGGUUUGCCAGGCCCUGGGGAGGCAGAGCCCCUAUGUGUGUCCCCACCUGCGGCUCUGCACCUGGUAGCACCUCCCUGAGCAGCUCCCUGGACUCCCCCUUCUCCCCGGGGUGCUCAGCUUCCCCGUAUCUCCCUUCCCUACUAUGCUGUGCAAGGUGCGCUCUCCCUUCCCAGCCCCCGGCGGGCCUGCUCCCUGCAGCAGGUGAUCUGCAGGGGCGGGUGCUGUGUAGGGCUGGGCCAGGUCCCUUCUCCUAGGCCUGUUCUUUGGAUCCCUGCUGCAGCCAAGGGCACCAGAGGGCUCCCUCAUCCGUCUGCCUGUAGGCAGCGCUCUUUCCUUUCUGGCCUAUCUGGCUGUAGAUCUAGAGCACUUGUCUGGCUGCAGGCGAGAGCCAUCCAUCCGCCCCAGGACUACACAAACACAGCUGCCUGUCUAGAAGGAUCACUGGUCCCGGCCUCUCUCCUGGUCGCAUGGGCAAGGGCAGGGGCUGACCAGCCCUGCUAGCAUAGCCCCAGCCUCCAAAGGGCCUGAAGCCAAGCAGGGAGCUGCUGCCUGGAGAAACCAGGGUUUGGGUGCCCCCCACGUGCCCAGUUGUGAGCAGCAGAGAGUGCUGUGACCCUGGGAACAGCCCAGCUUCCCUUUCCGGGUGCAGCUGGGCCCUGCUGUUAUUCUUGGAAAGCCGUGACAGCCCUGACAUCAGCUGCGCUGCAGCCUCCAGCCCCACUGCCUGGGGCGCCUCCAUGGGGCGGGUGUGUAGCUCCGGGGAGUGGGGAGGAUACAGACCUGCUGGACAGUGCAUCUCUGUUCCAUUUCCAGCUCAGUCCCCAGGUGCGGCGGGAGCUGCCAAAGCAGGGGGCUCUAGCUGUGUCCCUGUCCCCUUCCCCUGGGUGGGGGGCUGGCCCCUGUGGGAGUGGGGCUAGAAGUGCGGCUAGAAGUCUCCAUGGCUGGAGGCUGUCCAGCCACAGGAGGGAGCUGCCGAAGUGCGAUGGGAAGUUGAGGCCCGAAGGGCAGCCCCUCGCUUUGCCUCAGGCCAGCACAGCAGUGGGGGUGGGCAUGCAGCAGAGCAGAGGGGGCCUGAGGCAAAGGGGGAAGGAACGCUCCCCUGCUGUACAGGUCGUGCCAGAGCAGUUCUGGCAGUGCUGGGUGGGCAGGAAGACGGUAGCAAAUGGAGGGGCAGGGGCUGGCUGAAGUGCAGGACCUGGAUCUCUGCCUCUGCGCAGGGAGGGCCCCGCUCCACCUGGGGCCCCUGCAGUCCUGCACUCAGCUGCAGAGGUGCCCCCUAUGAGGCUUGUCCCUUGCGGGGAGGCACAGGCUGUGCCUGGCUGGGAGAGCACCUUAGUCCUAGCUUGUGGAGCUCCUUCUGGCUGUAGUAGCCGUCUCCUGGGAGGGCAGGGACACCAUGGCUGGGGCUGUGCCAACUGGGCAGAACCCAGAGGGAUUGAGCUGGGGCCAGGCAGGGGUCCUGGGCUCCCCUCUGCUUAGCGGGAGCAGCCCAGUUGCUGCUGAGAUUUGAGGCUCUGGGGGUCUCAGCACCAAGGCUGGGUCAGGCCUGUGCUGGGGGUGCUGCCUGCUGGGCUCUGCAUGAGAAUGACAGCUUUUAGCUGAUGGGGCAGGGGAGGGAUGAGGUGGGCCGUGCACCUGUCUCAUGUCAGUGCCCCGCACCACUGCCCGUGGGUGGGUGCUCUCUGCACAGGCCCUGCCAGGGAGUGGGGGGCUGGAGAGCAGAGACCCUCCAAACCUAGCUGCUGCCCAUGGGGUGGGUGGGGAAGCUGCUACUUGCCUUAGUGGGGUGGGCUGGAGUUCUGCCAGCCCUGUGGGUGCUCUCUCCAGUCCAGCACUGGGCACCUUCUGGGCUUCCCGAAUGCCAGUUGUCUGCCCCCUGGCCUCCCCCAACCGAAGGUGCACAAGGAUAGGUUCCAGCCAGGGAAACCUUUGUUUUCUCUCCAGCGGUUUCUUCACUCACCUCCCUGUUCGCUGGGAGACUCUGGGGCUGGCUCUUGGGCCCGCUGGUCCGGGGGGUGGUCAGAGGGUCCUUGCACCACUUUCUCUGAAAGCUUGAAUGGUCGUAUCAGGGCAUGGGAGCAGGUGAGGCCUGCUCCAGCCCCUGGCCAUGAUGCCAGCAGCUCUGGGAGGUCCCUGUUAGUGGGCUAAAACCGGAGCAAACCUAUCGGCUGACACACACGCAGGAGGGUUUCCGUGUCAUUCUGGCUAGGGAGGGAAGUGUGCCAGCUGAAGAGCUGGGACUAUAUUGACUAGUUGAAGGGGAACCCCCAGGGUCUCCCUGGCCUCUGCAAAGCACUGUUGGGGGCGCUAGGCUGCUGGAAUUCUGUGAGCAGCUCAGUCGUGGAGUGGGACUUCCAAAGGGCCUCAGACAGGGCCGGAGCCAGAAACCCCCGCCUAGGUUAUCCAGUCUGGCAAAAGGUGGGGAAGGCCUGAGGCCAUGAGCACGGUCAAGCUAUGGCUACAUGGAGCUGCCUCGGUGGCUCACGGACUUUUCUACGCCUGCCUCGCUCCCCACACCCUCUUCCUGAGAGGACAAUUGUAGAGUUGGAAAGUUCUUGGCCCAUGGUUGGGUCCGAGGCUGGGUGUUCAGUGUAUUUAUUAGCAAGCGAGAAAUUUAGCCAUUGUUGCAGAUGACACCAAAUUAUUUAAAUAAAGAUGGUGAAGACUGAAA